GGUAAGCCUCAAGCACAUGUGUUUCUGCAUGCACACAUGCUCAUUCUUGUUUAUGUGUUAGUGAGCGUUUGCCAGUGUGAGCAUGGUAUGCAAAUGUGGGUGUGCGCAAAUGAGUGUGUUAGUGUGAACCAGGGAGGAGAUACAGGCAGCGACCCACCAGAGCUGUGAGGAGUCCUUUUGAGUUGGUUAAUUAUUGGUGGCCAGAGACAAGAAACGUGUGUAUUUUCAGAAAUGCGUGUCUGUCAUUUGGAGAGCAUCUUCAAAGCAUUUUGUUAACAGGUAUGUGCAACUGUAUACUUCAAGUAUUCUGUGUAGUUCUGUUGAAUUUGAAAUUAUUGCACACAUACAUGAAACCAAUCAGGUAAAUGAUUACCACAGUAGAAAACAACUGUGAUAUCAGAAAUUACUCAUCUAAGCCUGUAGAGACCAGAUUUUACUUCAGUUACUUCUUGCCACAGUGACUAAAGCAUAUCAAAGUAAGUGACUGUAAAAUGUGCAAAGAACUAUGUCAGCAACCAUUAGAUAGCAGCAGAACUAAUUCUAAUUAGGGAUGAAGUUGGCUGCAUUUAUUUAAAUUCAUUUGCAUUUUUGUCAAAUGCCCUUAGAUCUUAAACUACCUCAGGACACUGCUGACCCCAAAAAGGAGGGCAAGUUUAUAUGUAAGGCCUGUCGCAGAUGUAUUUUUAAUGAUGAUCAUGAUUUUGCUGUUCUUUUGAUAAAGUGAGCCCCCUUUGUAGAUAAUGAGCAAAACAUAAGCCUGUUAUGUAAUUGAGUUUUAAUCCGCAAUUUCUUGCAACCUUACUUAACCAAAUGAGAGAGCUGGGGAAUCUUUGGUUAAAUUCUGCAAACUUGCUCUGUUUAGAAAAUAAAUCAAAACAGUCACAUGUCGUAAUAGAUAUAUAAUGCCAUUAGUUUGUUGAAGCAAAUGUGCACAAGGGAAAUAUCUCAUUAGGGUAUGCCCGAGUUUACACUCAAUGAAGUCAGAUCACAUUAUCAUGCCUCAAUAUAAAUGGGGUUUUUGUUUCACUACUGUAGCGUAGCAGGAUCAUUGUAUUAAUCGAUUUAAGCUUGUUUUCAUCCAACCGAAUUAGCAGGUGUGGGUGAAUAAAACUGGUUAAGCAGAGAUUUGCAUUAGAUUGCUUACCAGCGCUUGUAACAGUACAACGGCCGCCUUCUCACUAACAAAAUGCUAGUUUUCAUGCCUUGUUUCACAGGGAAAUUCAUGCAUGUGAACUUUCUGCCAAUGAGUGAUAUAUUAUGCUUCAUUUAUGAACUGCAUAAGAAUGAAUCUGUCAACAUGUGUUCAGGUCUGAACAAUGGUAGUAGUUUGCGUAGGUAACAUCUGAACAUAUAUUGUGUUCUCUGCUCGUUUUCUGUGUUUUGGGUCUGUAAAGCUUAAUUAAUGAGCUGAAGUUUUCUCUAUUUUUUUCUCAUUUAGGCAAAACCUCAGUGAUAACUUUGUGGGAAUGCCAACUGCACGAACCCCAGAAGACAGACAGCAGCCAGGGUAUAUUUAAUUACAGGCACUGAAUGGAGUCAGUGGCAUAUUGCACUCUAAUAAGCUGUUAUAUGUCACAGCACAGAUAUGUUCAUGUAUACAUAGGUCAGGAAACAAGCUGUUUUAUGUGAAGCAUAUUUAUAUUUUUAGAAGAGGAAACAACUUUUAAAUGUCGGCAGUUCACUGGGUGAAGUACAGGUGGAGUACACAAUUUUACUAAAUACAGUGACUAUUUGCAACUGAUGAGUGGUUCCUCAAACCAACCAUUGUUGAUUGCAAAUAGUGUCUGUCAUAGUGCUCAUGACUCACUGUUCCCAGACCAUUCUUAUCCUAAUUUACCCACAUUAGGCCACAUUGUUCUGCUGUGGUAUCUACAUGUUCUACCAUUAUUAUCACCACAGUGUUCCCCAUUCUUUCUGCUAUGUCAUGCUGUCAGUCCUUAUUAUCUCCACAUGGACCAGGAGAUGUGUUGUCUAUUUAUCUAUCUAUCCUAUCUGUCCCAAUUCAUCAGAUAGUAGUCAUCCCAGUGCUGUGAUCUACAUUCCCCUUAAUGAUCACUCACAGUGUUGGAGUCCAGCCUGGUAAGAGUGGCUUGGCAAGGAUCACAGUGAAUGGGAAUGGGAGCUUGUCAGAAUGCUGGCUGAACAGAAGACAACAUAGGAGUUUUGUGUGUGUGUGUGUGUGUGUGUGUGUGCGUGUGGUGUGUGUGUGCGUGUGCGUGUGUGUGUGUGUGUGUGUGUGCGCAUAAGAGAGGUAUAGGGAGGGCAAUAAUGUUGAUAAUGGGCAAGUGUGAAAUAGAAAAUAGUGUGUGUUAAAGAAAAAAGAUAUAUUGGAGGAGCUGGACUCCCCUUUAGUCAGUAUACCCUGCAGCCAAUCCUAUUGUUGUUUCAGAUUAUGUGUGUGUCUGUGUGCGUGCGUGUGUGUGUGUGUGUGUGUGUGAGCCAUUCCCCAGCCUGUAAGCUGAUUAAAGGAAGGUGUGUUCAGCAGAAAACUUCAUACAUUGCACAGUGGAGUAGAACUACUACCAUACAGCCAAAGCCAAGCACAGUGUUAUAAACAGACUGCCUGUCAUACAAUAACUAGAGCACUCAGUAUGCCAUUAAAAUGAUAGGGCAUGAAUGCACUGUGCGCUAACUGGAUCUUUGCUGCUCUAAUCCUGCACCAGCCACUAUACACAAUUUGCUUUGCACAAAUACUCAGAUGGGUGACAAAUUAAAAGAAAGACCAACAUCAAGUGUCAUAGUAAUCCUCCAGAACAGCAUCAGUGCUCCUUGGCAUAGAUUCUCCAAGUCUCUGAACUCUGCUGGAGGUAUUACAACCAUGCUUCUGAAAGAUUUUCCCUCAUUUGUUGACGGUGGUGUCUGACAAAUCAUUCCAAAAUCCCACAGACAUGGUUAAUUGUGUUGAGAUGUGAGGACUGAUAGGGCAAUGGCAUCUAAUUCAUACUCAUUAAACCAUUUUUUGAUCUCUCUAUAGCUGCAUUUAUUUUGUUUCUCCACUUACUUAAUCAGAUUUUCCAUUUAUUUUGUGAUCCACCUGAUGGCUAAAACUUAAACAAAAGUUGACAUUAUAACUCAUAAAGAAAACAAAAAGGAAAGGCCUGUCGUGUAAAUGUAAAUGUCAUUUGCCUAGAAAAAGAAAUUAGUUGUCUUUUCAGAAUUUAUUUUAAAAUGUGUGUUCCUCUCCGCUAGCUGUAGCAUUGCAGUACUGGUUGAAUGAGGUAUGAAAACAGCAAUGAAAACAUGUCUGCAUAGCACUUACCAUUUGAGAACUAUUUCACAGUAAAUGUCACAGUGAAUACAGAUGCGGAUUCAUUCCCUUGGUAAUAUAAUAGUUAGUCAUUUCAUCAGCACAGAAAUAAUGGGAUAUAAAGUGGGUGGCCAUGUUUGUUGUUGAACUCUGUUGUCCCUCUCUCCCCUUUGUGUUCUUCUGCUUUCUCUCAGGCUGACUGGCUGGAAGCCGAACAUCCUCACUGCUCCAAACGGUUUUAGAUCAGCAGACUUGUCACCAUGGCAACAAAGCCUGUGGCCUGGCAGGGACAGGGUCCUGUCAACUCACUCGAUGAGUGGGUCAGUGAGUCCUGGGCACAGGGUGAAGUGGGUGCAACUGUGAGCCACAGCUCCCCUCUGCAAGACAAAAAGGCUCCCAGGGCAGAACCUGAAGAGGACAUAGAUGUCCUGGAACCUGGAGCUCAAGACGAAAAUCUGCAGGAGAACCGAACACUCUCAAGAACCGAAAUAGCUGAAGCAACCAAAUUGGAAAAUCAAGAAUCAACAAACCCCGGAGAGACUCGAGAAGUUGUGACAGAAUUAGAAGGAGCUCCCAAACAACUAUCGGAAGUAUUACAGGCUCAGGAGGGAUCUGAAAAGCCUGCUGAAGUAUGUGAGGAGGCUUUCCCACCACCAUCACACCCUCCCCUCGGCUGCUUUGAAAAAGAGGUCUUUUCCAGCCUAGAGGGUGAGGUGGCUGAGUGGAUCACUGAUGUUGAGAUCAUCUCGGACCCUGCAGAAGACCUCAUGUCUCCUGAUAAAGAAUGGGCACAAACAACUCAGCUCCCUGAGCUAGUUGAUCAAGAGAUAGAUUCAACGUCUGAGGAGAUGACAGAAGAUAAUAUGACAACAGAGGAGAAUGACACACAGCUGCACUUCUUACCAGAUGAUCCUGGCUACUCUGAACCUGAAGAUAAUAUGUCAGGGCCUGCCAACCAUUCUCCCUCUGACGUUAACAAGUCAGAUGAUGUAUAUAGUCUGUGCUCCCCUCCCUUUGCUGAUGAAAGUGAGGAAGAAGGGGAGGUGAGCAUGGAUAUUACAUCUUGCCAGCAGCAAUGGGGUACACUAGAUAUCAGAAGCAAACCUUUCCAACCCUCAUAUUCUGCCAGUGUCUCAGUUUCCACUGAUCAAGACCAAACCUCAGCCCUGCCUGCAGUUCCCUCAGCCAAACAGCAGGGGGAGCUGUUGUCCCAAAGCCAAUGUGGACUUGCCCCCAGGGGAGCAAACCAGGAAGCUGCACAACAGGUGCAGGGCCAGGGCUCUCCACCUUUGUCAACCGUUGCCAUGGAGCUGUCCAGUCAGGGCGGGGCAACUUCUCAAGCUUUUGGUUGUGCUGUAGCUGUGAGAGAAAGGCACAGUAGGGCGGGGGAAGGAAAGGAGCAAACAGGUGAAAAGGAAGGGCAGAAAGAGUGUGGACUUGAAAGGAGCAGGGUGGUAGGGAAGCAACAUGGCAGAGGACUGUUAAGAUAUUCAAAAACAGUCCACAUACAGGAGCGUGAGACAGAAAAGUACAGCUGUGGUGUGGUUUUUAAACACAGCAGUAUGGAGAGUGACUCAUGUGAUGAUAGCCAGAGUGACAGUGGCGUGUCAACGGACUUCUCACCAUGCGGCACUAUGGAGGGCAACACCAAUGUCUCUACAGGUACUCCAGCAACUGCACCCAAAGAGACUCCCAUUGAGAGGGAGAUCCGACGGGCUAUAGAGCGUGAGCACAGCCUGAGAAGAUCCAGAGGGCUUCCGAAUCCACCCACGUCCCCAGAGUAUGUAGAGAUUCCUUUAAGAAAAACUGUUCUCUGCCAGUCACUCGAUUCUAAGUCUGAAAGGUGUCAAGGUAAAGACAGGCAGUUUGCAGGCAAAAAAAUGCAGCAUGAGAUCCACGAGGAGGUCCAGAGGGAAGAGGACCUGGUCAAGCUGGGGAAAGUUCCAGGAUUCUAUGACAAAGGCACAGUUCGCCAACUCAGAGAGAAGAAACAGCUCUUUGAGGCCUUUCAGAAACCCAGUGAUUCGACCAGGAGUAAAACCACUUCCUGGUCCUCAGCCAUUGACAUUUCAACCCUGGAGAACCAGGAGGAUAUCUCAUCACAGACAUCCACCAUAGGAGGCUUAAAGGUGGAGAAGAGACAGAGUAUAGACCUGCAAAGGCCGACAGAGAGCCCCAACUUAGCCAAAGGAGGGAGCUCGACCAACGCAACUCCCCAAGGAGCAGGCUUCUCCAAGGGGUCAGGUUGUCAGGUCAUCAUUCUGGAGAAUAACCUGAGUGUCCCAGCGCAGAGGCUCUACCAUGCCAAACGAGAGGUAGAGCCUGUCACCACAGUCGACUCUGGAAGACCAAACAUCUCAUCAUCUGGGACGGGAGGACAUGCUGGGAUUAACGGGAGAAAGCAGGAAAAGGAGGAAGAAGAGGAGGAGGAGGAGGAGGUAGCACCCAAAGAGAACCCCUUUUUCAAGCUACGUUCCUCAACAAAUUUAGUUAAAGUGGAGCAGGAUAUCCGGGAGGCUCAAGAGAGGGAGAAGGAGCUUCGCAAACAGAGGAUCAGCCUGUAUGGGGGGACAGGGGAUGCAAAGGGAGGAGGUGGUGGUGGAGGAGGUGGAGGAGGAGGGCGGCCAGCCAGUAUUGAAGGAAAGAGUCCCACAUUGUCUUCCUCCUCAUUGAAUGGACUGGCUGUUCCUAACUCACCUGGCUCAUCACCCAGGUGGAGAACUGGACCCUCAGCAGCACACCAGUCAGUUGGCAAGUUCGGCGUGUGGCCUCCGGCCCGGGCUGAGGGGGAGAGCGAUACCCAGCAAGAGGUCCUCCAGAGUCCCCGGACCCCUAGGCAGAAGACCCCUCUAAUCCAGCGCUGGGAGUCAGGCCUCAUCAAUGGACACAACACGGAAGACGACUGAUGAGGCGCUGACGGCACAAACUGGAGGGAGGGAAGGAGGUUUACAGAGACCUGUAGUUUUUUGAAGUGGAGGGCAGAAAGACUGCGAGAUGAAAGAGGAGAGCUGUGUAUGGAAAGUGGGAACAGGCUAGAGAAGGGAGCAGUGAUGAAGAGGAGGAAAGAGAGAGAAUGUGAAGUGAGAAAGAGGUCAGGGAUUUAGGCUAGAAAGGGGGUCAGGAGGAUUGGGAGCAAGGAAAAGGAUUGGUGGUGGACUGAAAACCCUGAAGAGUCCUUCAGCGAGGAGGAGAGAAAAAGGAGGAGGAGGGCCACCUAUUAGUGGAUAAGUACUUGGCCUGUUUCUGGUGCUGGAAACUCUGAGACUAAUGAACGUAAAAGGCAAAAAAUAAUAAUAAUAAUUCUGUACUGGAGAAAAGAAAAAUGUAAAUUUAGUAAGAAUGGGAUUUUAAAACCUUAAUGAACUUCUUUUCCUGAGUUUUUUUUUUUUUUUUUUUUGAAUGAUAAAGAGUUAUUAUUUGUUGAUGAAAAUAGAGUAGUACAGUAUCUGAUGCUGAAAAAGCUUGGAAGGUGUCAUCACCAGUUUUAUUUUUUUAAUGAUGUCUUACACUGAGUUACCAGGUUAUUACACCUGUACAAUCUAAUGCAAUCCAAUCCAAUGCAAUAUUUACAUAUAUGAAGAGGCAGAACGGAAUAACUCUCACAACUGAAGACCAGUCUAACUUCAACACCAAAAACACCCCUAAACUGGUAACUCAGUGUGUAUAGGCCAGUGAUAUAAAGUAUUGCACUGGUCUUAAUCCAUGAAUAGCUACGCAUUUUGUUAUUUUCAUGUAUCACUACUGAAAGCUGGAUUAUCGUGCAAUAAGGAUCCAUUUUAAUAAAGUGCAAAGCUGAUCUGAACUGAGCUGGAUGAAGCUACAUAAUACAAAUCUAAUGCUUAAAUAAUAACUGCUCUGUUGUAAAAUUUGUAUCAUGCUGUAAUAAAUUAUGUACUUUGGAAUGAAACUUGUUAGACACACAAA
Molecule: messenger RNA, 7171 nt
Organism: Lates calcarifer (barramundi perch)
Lineage: Eukaryota; Metazoa; Chordata; Actinopteri; Centropomidae
Gene: misp3
Product: MISP family member 3
Exons: 3
Coding region: 3508-6153 (881 amino acids)
Source: RefSeq, a predicted model, not a curated record